AUGGUCAACUCCUGUUGUGGCUCUGUGUGCUCUGACCAGGGCUGUGGCCUGGAGAACUGCUGCUGCCCCAGCUGCUGCCAGACCACCUGCUGCAGGACCACCUGCUGCCGCCCCAGCUGCUGUGUGUCCAGCUGCUGCAGGCCCCAGUGCUGCCAGUCUGUGUGCUGCCAGCCCACCUGCUGCCGCCCCAGCUGCUGCAUCUCCAGCUGCUGUCGGCCCAGCUGCUGUGUGUCCAGCUGCUGCAGGCCCCAGUGCUGCCAGUCUGUGUGCUGCCAGCCCACCUGCUGCUGCCCCAGCUGCUGCAUCUCCAGCAGCUGCCGCCCCUCUUGCUGUGAAUCCAGCUGCUGCCGCCCCUGCUGCUGCCUGCGUCCAGUCUGUGGCCGAGUCUCCUGCCACACCACUUGCUAUCGCCCAACCUGUGUCAUCUCCACCUGCCCCCGCCCCUUGUGCUGUGCCUCCUCUUGCUGCUAA
Symphalangus syndactylus (siamang) is the source of this 471-nucleotide messenger RNA. Its product is annotated as keratin-associated protein 4-12-like. Gene Ontology annotation, cellular component: keratin filament. Lineage: Eukaryota; Metazoa; Chordata; Mammalia; Primates; Hylobatidae. The record is from RefSeq and is a predicted model, not a curated record.